This is a messenger RNA of Ceutorhynchus assimilis (cabbage seed weevil), 1781 nucleotides long. The record is from the annotation of a GenBank genome assembly. Lineage: Eukaryota; Metazoa; Arthropoda; Insecta; Coleoptera; Curculionidae.
CGAACAAUCUCCUAGCUUGAUUGACUGAAACAUUUUACGGACAUCAUGGAUAGAUGGCAGCACUUGUAUUAUUUGAAUUUGAACUUUGUGGAUAUUUCAGAUUAUUUGUAUGAUUCUGAAAUGGAAAAAAUACGACUUUAUGAAAAUAAGAAGAGAUGGAACAUGUUACGUAGUUUAAAAAUCAGUUUGAAAUGUUCGGAACACGAUCAUCCCACUAUGACUCUCCUAGCGUACAGAUUCUACCUCUUAUCCGGCAUUGACUGAAAACGCAUAGCAAGACGCCCUACUCCAUCAUUAGAAGCAAUAAAGGAAAGACAUGAAUGAUAUACAUGUUGAAAUCUUGCCAGCUCGCAACCAGAGGUCUCCCAACCUAUUUCUAACAUGUCAACAUAGUAAAGAACGUUCCAUAUGCCAUACAAACAUAUUCAAAGUAAAGAUGUCAAUAUAUUUAUUUGUCAUUCUAUUUGUAAACAAAUUGUUUAGGCAAAAGCAAUGAGUUAUGAAAAAUGAUGAGGAAGAUGAAAGACAAAUUCCAAAAUCGAACUCUAGCACCUCAUCUGAAGUGCUAGAGAUUGAGAACACAGAUCAUGCAGUAGAUUCAGUAGAACCCAAUUUAUUGAUAUCUAGCGCUUCUAAUUCGAAAAUAUCUGAUCUGACCGUGAAUGAAAAUGAUAUUGUGACUACUGGCCCACCUGCAAAUACGAGUGAAUCCGUUUUAGAAGAAAUUAUUCAAAGUAUUGAAAGACCAACCACUUCUAGUGAAUUACUUAGUCAGCAUUCUUUUCAUGAACGACGCAGUUUGGUAUUAGAGCUACGUAGAAACCUAGGAUCGGGUGGUCUUGUAAAUUCGAAUACCGCAAUGCAUCAUGAAAACCACAUUAGAAAAGGCAGUCAUUCCACAAAGACCUCUAGCAAAAUACUGCCGUCGUAUUCUUCAGUUUUAAAACUAGGACCUCCCAUAAGUGAAUUUGAAUCGUACCCUUCAUUACCGUAUAUUUCUCGUCAACCACCACCAUCAUAUGCAGAAGUGUCUGGAUGGGAGGAAAACCCUAGCAUUGCAUCUGCCGAGUCCUUCACUCUAGGCCCUAAUCCAAUCUACAUUUCGUGUCCCAGAUGUCGUACCAUUGUGAUAACGAAUGUCCAAACCGAAAGAUCCAAUUUGGCUUAUAUUUUAUCUGUGGUGAUGUGUAUUUGUCUUUGUUGGCCUUGUUGUUUAGCGCCUUUUUGUUUCAAAUCUUGCAAAAAUUCUUAUCACUUUUGUCCUUCCUGUAACUAUUUUUUGGGCGCCUAUAAACCAUGCUAAUUAAAAAAUUAGGAUUUUCGACUUAUCACUUGAAAAAAAUACCUGGGGAGAAACAGGGGAGCAAAGUUCUCAGGAGGACGAGUGUUCCGUCUUUCUCAAUGAUUUGCAAUAUGUAACAAAGACGGAACACUCGUUUUCCUGGGAACGCUGCUCCAAGAACAAGGACCCAGAAAUAAAAGAUCUAACAGGAAAACCAUAACUACAUCAUGUUUCAUCUAAAAUGAAAAUUCACACACGCACAUAAAAAUUGGAUCACACGUGAAAAUUAAACGACGACUAUUCCUAACGAAUUUAAUUAUUUGAAGUGAGAAAAGCUAUCUAUUAUCAGCAGACAUAAUGGCUUGUCGCGAAAGUUCCAAAAUAAAUCUGCCACUUGGCAAUGAAUAGUGGAGCUAAAUUUGAAUAUGACUUUAUGCAACCCAGAAAGUGAGUUCGCGUGAGCCCAAAUCAUUAAUCCAAAAUUUGGCGAGAUUUGUCC